Molecule: messenger RNA, 4802 nt
Organism: Bufo bufo (common toad)
Lineage: Eukaryota; Metazoa; Chordata; Amphibia; Anura; Bufonidae
Gene: FAM219A
Product: family with sequence similarity 219 member A
Exons: 8
Coding region: 100-624 (174 amino acids)
Source: RefSeq, a predicted model, not a curated record
GGAGCCUCCGCCUCCUCCGCUGCCGCCCGCCUCCUCCACCGUCCUCCUGCUCCUCAGCCUCAGCACCAGCCGCAGAGCCCGGCCCUCCGCUCCGGCACCAUGAUGGAGGAGAUAGACCGAUUCCAGGACCCCGCAGCAUCCGCCAUUUCCGAUGGAGACUGUGAUAUCAGAGAGGGAGAGAGCGUGUCCAUGAACUACAAACCUUCCCCGCUGCAGGUGAAAUUAGAGAAGCAGCGGGAGAUGGCCAGGAAGGGCUCGCUGAAGAACGGGAACGUCGGGAGCCCAGUGAAUCAACAGCCUAAGAAGAACAAUGUCAUGGCCAGAACAAGACUGGUCGUCCCGAACAAAGGAUACUCCUCUCUAGACCAGAGCCCGGACGAGAAACCCCUCGUAGCCCUGGACACAGACAGUGACGAUGACUUUGACAUGUCCAGGUAUUCGUCCUCAGGUUACUCAUCAGCUGAGCAGAUCAACCAAGACUUGAAUAUCCAGCUCCUGAAGGACGGUUACCGAUUAGAUGAGAUUCCAGAUGAUGAAGAUCUGGACCUUAUACCCCCCAAGUCUGUUAACCCCACCUGCAUGUGCUGCCAAGCCACCUCCUCCACCGCCUGCCAUAUCCAGUAAUGCGGGAGGUGCCUGUGAUCUGUGCAUUCCACGAUAACUGUAAAUCUUAACAGCCAUUGCUUCCUCCUAUGGUAGGACACGCACCUAUUUGUGUUCAUGGAGCCAGGAGAAACCAAAGCCGACGUCAGUGCGCGGGACGGGGACUAGUGAGGGCAGGGAUACGCGGAGCCCCCCUUAAGCUGCUGCUGACAACACCAUUAUUUUACACCUCAGUGUGAACGCUCAUCCCAGACACGGGGCAACGGCGAGGGCUCCGAGGUCCGUGGGGUCCGCUCUGAUAUCAUUAUAUGGGCUCCAUGCUGGCGGUGACGUCAGGAGACCCCCGCCCCCCAUGUACUGCACAGGUGACCCCCUUUAUUCUGCACAGGACACCCCCCAGAUACUGCGCACAUCAUUUGGUUUCUUCUGUCUCCAUGUUUUAUGUUCAUAUUUUACAAGGCGACCCCCCCCCAAAUACUAAAGGUGAGCGUGAGUCUGCUAGAGAAGUCGCCCCCACUCAGUGCCCCCCCCCCCCUCACCUGGACCCCUAUAUGUUAUGUUGUGCAGCGCCCCCCAGUGCUGGGAGAGGCCACGUUCUCCGUGGCUCCUUGUGAAUGGUGAAGAUGCGGUUUCAGAGAGUAGAGGCGAUGACGAUGGAUUGUGGUGAUAACAACCCCCAUCCUGUAACGUCUGCUGGGAGUAGUGCAUCAGUUUACUCGCCGGACUCGGGGAGGAUUGAUUCGUAGUGCCAUAGUCCGUCCUGGACAGAACACGUAGAAAAUGUCAGGCCGCCAUUGUGAUUGUGGGUCAGGUGAUGCAGGGUCACGCCCUCAAGGUGACGGCGUUCUCUGAAGGUUUCUCCUAAUGACCUGCAGGGGUCGCUAUUGCAGCUGCUGUGUGUGGUUUAGUCAGCGACUAACACAAUAAGUGAGGAGACUUCCCAAUCUGAUUAUUUCUGUUCUCUUAAAACGCUAUUGACCACAAGAGACGUCUGUGACCCGACGGCACACCGUGAGGAGGAACACCGCCCGCCAUCCCAGCAGAGAGCAGCCUCUGGGGGGCAGUUAUGUCUAAUGUCACAUGGACCCAUGUGUAAUAGCCCCCUCUAGAGGUCAGCGGGGGUAUAUCCUGAUGGUGUCACAUAGACCCAUGUGUAAUAGCCCCCUCUAGAGGUCAGCGGGGGUAUAUUCUGAUGAUGUCACAUAGAUCCAUGUGUAAUAGCCCCCUCUAGAGGUCAUCAGGGGUAUAUCCUGAUGAUGUCACAUAGACCCACGUGUAAUAGCCCCCUCUAGAGGUCAGCAGGGGUAUAUCCUGAUGAUGUCACAUAGAUCCACGUGUAAUAGCCCCCUCUAGAGGUCAGCGGGGGUAUAUCCUAAUGAUGUCACAUAGAUCCAUGUGUAAUAGCCCCCUCUAGAGGUCAGCGGGGGUAUAUCCUAAUAAUGUCACAUAGAUCCACGUGUAAUAGCCCCCUCUAGAGGUCAUCAGGGGUAUAUCCUAAUGAUGUCACAUAGACCCAUGUGUAAUAGCCCCCUCUAGAGGUCAGCGGGGGUAUAUCCUGAUGAUGUCACAUAGAUCCAUGUGUAAUUGCCCCCUCUAGAGGUCAGCAGGGGUAUAUCCUGAUGAUGUCACAUAGAUCCAUGUGUAAUAGCCCCCUCUAGAGGUCAGCGGGGGUAUAUCCUAAUGAUGUCACAUAGACCCACGUGUAAUAGCCCCCUCUAGAGGUCAGCGGGGGUAUAUCCUAAUGAUGUCACAUAGACCUAUGUGUAAUAGCCCCCUCUAGAGGUCAGCGGGGGUAUAUCCUGAUGAUGUCACAUAGAUCCAUGUGUAAUAGCCCCCUCUAGAGGUCAGCGGGGGUAUAUCCUGAUGAUGUCACAUAGAUCCAUGUGUAAUAGCCCCCUCUAGAGGUCAGCAGGGGUAUAUCCUGAUGAUGUCACAUAGACCCAUGUGUAAUAGCCCCCUCUAGAGGUCAGCGGGGGUAUAUCCUGAUGAUGUCACAUAGAUCCAUGUGUAAUAGCCCCCUCUAGAGGUCAGCGGGGGUAUAUCCUAAUGAUGUCACAUAGACCUAUGUGUAAUAGCCCCCUCUAGAGGUCAGCGGGGGUAUAUUCUGAUGAUGUCACAUAGACCCAUGUGUAAUAGCCCCCUCUAGAGGUCAGCAGGGGUAUAUCCUAAUGAUGUCACAUAGAUCUACGUGUAAUAGCCCCCUCUAGAGGUCAGCGGGGGUAUAUCCUGAUGAUGUCACAUAGAUCCAUGUGUAAUAGCCCCCUCUAGAGGUCAGCAGGGGUAUAUCCUGAUGAUGUCACAUAGAUCCAUGUGUAAUAGCCCCCUCGGGGUCAGCAGGGGUAUAUCCUAAUGAUGUCACAUAGACCCACGUGUAAUAGCCCCCUCUAGAGGUCAGCGGGGGUAUAUCCUGAUGAUAUCACAUAGAUCCAUGUGUAAUAGCCCCCUCUAGAGGUCAGCGGGGGUAUAUCCUGAUGGUGUCACAUAGAUCCAUGUGUAAUAGCCCCCUCUAGAGGUCAGCGGGGGUAUAUCCUGAUGGUGUCACAUAGAUCCAUGUGUAAUAGCCCCCUCUAGAGGUCAGCAGGGGUAUAUCCUGAUGUCACAUAGACCCAUGUGUAAUAGCCCCCUCUAGAGGUCAGCCGGGGUAUAUCCUGAUGGUGUCACAUAGAUCCAUGUGUAAUAGCCCCCUCUAGAGGUCAGCAGGGGUAUAUCCUGAUGGUGUCACAUAGAUCCAUGUGUAAUAGCCCCCUCUAGAGGUCAGCGGGGGUAUAUCCUGAUGAUGUCACAUAGACCCAUGUGUAAUUGCCCCCUCUAGAGGUCAGCAGGGGUAUAUCCUGAUGGUGUCACAUAGAUCCAUGUGUAAUAGCCCCCUCUAGAGGUCAGCGGGGGUAUAUCCUAAUGAUGUCACAUAGAUCUACGUGUAAUAGCCCCCUCUAGAGGUCAGCGGGGGUAUAUCCUGAUGAUGUCACAUAGAUCCACGUGUUAUAGCCCCCUAGAGGUCAGCAGGGGUAUAUCCUGAUGAUGUCACAUAGAUCCACGUGUUAUAGCCCCCUAGAGGUCAGCAGGGGUAUAUCCUGAUGAUGUCACAUAGAUCCAUGUGUAAUAGCCCCCUCUAGAGGUCAGCAGGGGUAUAUCCUGAUGUCACAUAGAUCCAUGUGUAAUAGCCCCCUCUAGAGGUCAGCAGGGGUAUAUCCUGAUGGUGUCACAUAGAUCCAUGUGUAAUAGCCCCCUCUAGAGGUCAGCGGGGGUAUAUCCUGAUGGUGUCACAUAGACCCAUGUGUUAUAGCCCCCUCUAGAGGUCAGCGGGGGUAUAUCCUGAUGAUGUCACAUAGAUCCACGUGUUAUAGCCCCCUAGAGGUCAGCAGGGGUAUAUCCUGAUGAUGUCACAUAGAUCCACGUGUUAUAGCCCCCUAGAGGUCAGCAGGGGUAUAUCCUGAUGAUGUCACAUAGAUCCAUGUGUAAUAGCCCCCUCUAGAGGUCAGCAGGGGUAUAUCCUGAUGAUGUCACAUAGAUCCAUGUGUAAUAGCCCCCUCUAGAGGUCAGCAGGGGUAUAUCCUGAUGUCACAUAGAUCCAUGUGUAAUAGCCCCCUCUAGAGGUCAGCAGGGGUAUAUCCUGAUGUCACAUAGAUCCAUGUGUAAUAGCCCCCUCUAGAGGUCAGCGGGGGUAUAUCCUGAUGUCACAUAGAUCCACCUGUUAUAGCCCUCUAGAGGUCAGCGGGGGUAUAUGGACGUCUAUUGAUGUUCCUGAACCUCUCCCACAAUCGGCGCGUCUCAGCACCGCCAUCUGAAAAGUGGACAAUCCCUUUAAGACUCUCCAUGAUCCUGCUGGUGAUGCUAUCCUGGUUUAGUAAUGGGGGAGGGGUACAUACUUUUGGCCGCUCACCGUCCGCCCCCUCUUUGUAUUUCCGCUCCCAUCGCUGUAUUCCGUACUCAUGAUGUAGGAUACGUUCUGCCUUAACCCUUGUCGAGCUGGGACACUGGAGAGCGCCCCCUGCAGGUCUGGAAGUGUCUCAGCUGCGCGGCCUGGGCGAGGGGUGGCACAGAAGGGGUUAAAUGUUGUUUUUCUGAUUUUGCGUUGUAUUAUUUAUUCUGGGAUAUUCUGUAAACUUGUAUAAUAUUUUUUUUAACAUUUCCAUCGCAGUAUUUCUCAGUGUUCCUGGUGUGUGUAGUGUAACAUGACGAUAUUAAAGCAUAUCUACCGA